UAUAGUGGGACACCAGUCGGAAGUGUUUUUUUUUUCCUUUCUUUUCCAAACUCGUGAGUAGUGUUGUUGUGUUUAUGUUUGUGGACUAAGCUGGAAUAAGGCUGUGUCGUGUCUUCGUGUCCCAGAUAAAUAUUUGAGCUGUUGAAGUAACAAUGUCUGGAGGCGAGAGUUUGAAAACAUUGAUCAUCGAGCGACUAACUGCUGCUGCUGAAGAAAUAUUCGGACUAUUUGAAAAAACUGUCGUUCAGUACGAGGAAGAGAUCGAUCGUCAUCGCAGGCGGCUGGAUAUCGCCUGGAAACCAGAGAUAAAGUUACACAGAAUAGACCUACCACAGCAACAUGUCUGCACAGAGGAGGAGGUUCCCACUGACCAGCAGCUCUGUAACCAGGAGAGGAAUUCCAGUUUGGAGGAACCUGAACCUCCACAGAUAAAAGAGGAACAGGAGGAACCAGAACCUCCACGGAUAAAAGAGGAACAGGAGGAACCAGAACCUCCACAGAUUAAAGAAGAACAGGAGGAACUCUGCAGUAUUCAGCAGGAAGGACAUCUUAUACUGAACCAGGAGACUGGUUCCCCAGAUCACAUAGGAAGCAAGCAUGUAGACUCAGGAUCAACAACAAAUGCAGAGCUGGAUCCAAAGGAGAGACGUCACAGAGACGCAAGUCACACUAGCAAUGUAGACAACUCUCCUGUGUCAGAGAGUCAGUGCGGUACUGACACAGGUAAAAAGUCUGUAACAUGUGAUGUCUGUGGAAAAGUCUUUAAGUACAUGCAUUUAAUGAAGAGACAUUACCGAUUUCACACAGGUGAGACACCUUAUCAUUGCAACACAUGUGGUAAACGUUUCACGCAGAGUAGCAGUUUGAUUUUACACACCAGGAUUCACACAGGCGAAAAGCCAUACGGUCGCAAAGCAUGUGGUAAACAUUUCAGUCAAUAUAAUGAUUGUCAUACAGGUGAGACGCCAUGUGGUUCUGAUACAUGUGGUAAGACCUUCACUCAAAGUAAUAACUUAAAGAAAUACUUGAGGACUCACGCAGAUGAGAGGCCGUACCUUUGUAAAGUAUGUGGUAAAACAUUUAUGAACUGGUCAUCAGUUCGAGAUCAUAUGAUAAUCCACUCAGAUGAUAAGCCAUUCUCUUGUGAGACAUGUGGGAAACGUUUCAGUCAGAAUUAUCCUUUGACUCUGCACAUGAGGAUUCACACAGGUGAGAAACCGUUCCCUUGCAAAGCAUGCGGGAAACGUUUUAAUCAAAGUGGUUCUUUGAAUAAGCACAUAAGGACUCAUACGUCCACUCCUGGUUCAAAAAGCAGACUGGCUCACUUCAGCCAUUCUGAAUCCUACAUUCAGUAUUAG
Messenger RNA from Mugil cephalus (flathead mullet), 1358 nucleotides. Its product is annotated as zinc finger protein with KRAB and SCAN domains 8-like. The transcript is spliced from 3 exons. Gene Ontology annotation, cellular component: nucleus. Bases 153 to 1358 code for a protein of 401 amino acids. Lineage: Eukaryota; Metazoa; Chordata; Actinopteri; Mugiliformes; Mugilidae. Gene Ontology annotation, biological process: regulation of transcription by RNA polymerase II. Gene Ontology annotation, molecular function: RNA polymerase II cis-regulatory region sequence-specific DNA binding; DNA-binding transcription activator activity, RNA polymerase II-specific. The record is from RefSeq and is a predicted model, not a curated record.